AUGGCGGAGGCGGCGGAUCGCGCCCGGGCGGCGGCAGCCCAGUGGCUGCUCUGGGACAAGAAUCCUAAAACUUUGGAAAUAGUGAAGCAGCUGAUUGCCAAGGGAAACACGGAAGAAUUAUUAAAAUGUUUCGGCUCCCGGAUGGAAUUUGGCACAGCAGGACUACGAGCGGCUAUGGGACCCGGAACCUCACAGAUGAAUGACCUGACUAUUAUUCAGACUUCACAGGGAUUUUGUAGCUAUCUUAAAAAGAACAUCAGGCACCUGAAACAAAGAGGCGUGGUUAUCGGCUACGAUGCGCGAGCCCAUCCACCAACUGGUGGUAGCAGCAAAAGGGUGUUUAUUCCAAAGGGCAUGGCUAAAUGUCGAUGGGGAUUCUCCAUCAUCCAGCCGUACACAGUGAACCACCUCAAACUUGCCGCUGGAAUCAUGGUGACGGCCUCUCAUAAUCCCAAACAAGAUAAUGGAUAUAAGGUCUAUUGGGAAAAUGGCUCCCAGAUCAUCGGUCCGCACGACAGAGGAAUUGCUGAGGCCAUUAACGAGAACCUGGAACCGUGGCCUCAAGCUUGGGAGGACAGCCUUGUUGACCAAAGCCCUUUUCUCCACAAUACUUUUGCGACGGUUAACCAGCAUUACUUCAAAGAUAUACAGAGGCACUGUUAUCACAGGGAUAUAAACAAGGAGACCAAGUUGAAAUUUGUUCACACCUCUGUGCACGGUGUGGGCCAUGAGUUUGUGCAGUCAGCCUUCAAGGCUUUUGACUUCAGCCCUCCGAUUGCUGUGCCCGAGCAGAAGGAGCCCGAUCCGGAGUUUCCCACCGUCAAAUACCCGAAUCCAGAGGAAGGAAAAGGUGUCCUGACCCUGUCUUUUGCUCUGGCUGACAAAGAAGGCGCUCGAAUUAUUUUAGCCAACGACCCGGAUGCUGAUCGGCUGGCCGUGGCAGAGAAACAAGAAAG
Molecule: messenger RNA, 956 nt
Organism: Protobothrops mucrosquamatus (brown spotted pit viper)
Lineage: Eukaryota; Metazoa; Chordata; Lepidosauria; Squamata; Viperidae
Product: phosphoglucomutase-2
Exons: 8
Biological process (GO): purine ribonucleoside salvage; carbohydrate metabolic process
Molecular function (GO): magnesium ion binding; phosphopentomutase activity
Source: RefSeq, a predicted model, not a curated record